This is a messenger RNA of Hevea brasiliensis (rubber tree), 1143 nucleotides long. RefSeq lists its product as uncharacterized. Gene Ontology annotation, molecular function: RNA-DNA hybrid ribonuclease activity; nucleic acid binding. The record is from RefSeq and is a predicted model, not a curated record. Lineage: Eukaryota; Viridiplantae; Streptophyta; Magnoliopsida; Malpighiales; Euphorbiaceae. The transcript has 2 exons. The coding region runs from base 1 to 1143 and encodes 380 amino acids.
AUGGCAGUUCUUCAGGUCUCAAUGGGAUGUGUUUUGGGGCAACAUAAUGAUUCUGGCAAGAAAGAAAGGGCUAUUUACUAUCUGAGCAAAAAGUUCAAUGAUUGUGAAGCUCGAUAUUCAUUUGUUGAGAGAACUUAUUGUGCACUAGCCUGGACUGCUAAUCGCCUCAAGCAUUAUAUGUUAAAUUACAAGACCUGGCUCAUUUCCAGAAUGGAUCCAAUCAAGUAUGUGUUUGAAAGUCCAUAUCUACCAGGGAGAAUAGCCAAAUGGCAAGUCAUACUGUCCCAAUAUGAUAUCGUCUAUAUGACCAGAAAGGCUGUAAAGGGAAGUAUUAUAGCAGAUCUCUUGGCAGAAAAUCCAAUUGAGGAAUAUGAAGCUUUGGAUUUUGAAUUCCCGGAUGAGUAUGUAAAUAUAGUGGAGGAAGAAAUGGGAGAGCAGAGUGAUGUCUGGCAAAUGUAUUUUGAUGGAGCAGUCAAUUUAUUAGGUAGUGGAAUCGGAUCAAUCUUGGUAUCUCCAGAUGGAAAACAUUUCCCAAUUGUAGUAAAGUUAAAAUUUGAAUGUACAAACAAUGUCGCUGAAUAUGAAGCUUGUGUGAGUGGUUCACAAGCAGCCAUUGAAAUGAAAAUCAAGAAGUUAGAAGUAUAUGGCGAUUUAGCUUUAAUAAUUUAUCAAGUGAAAGGGGAAUGUCAUGACAAGAAUCAGUUCACCGAUGCUCUAGCAACACUAGCUGUCAUGGCACAAAUUAAGGAAGGUAAAGGAGUACAGAUUCUUCUUAUAAAGGCCAGAGAUAACCCUGCUUAUUGCUUAAUGAUCGAAGAAGAAGUGGAUGGGAAGCCCUGGUAUUAUGAUAUUCAACAAUAUAUCAAGACAAGGGAAUACCCACAAGAAGCAAGCAAAAAUGAUAAGAGAAUGAUCAGAAGAAUGUCUUUAGGAUAUUUCCCUAAUGGGGAAAUCCUGUACAAAAGGAAUUUUGAUGGGGAAUUGUUACGCUGUGUUGAUGCAAAUGAAGCUAAGAAGAUUAUGUUUGAAACGCAUGAGGGAAAAUGUGUAAUACAAGCUAAUGGACACAUGAUGGCUAGACAGAUUCUCUGUCGAGAUUAUUUUUGGCUUACUUUGGAAAAGGAUUGUAUUGAGUAUUUUUGA